This is a messenger RNA of Stegodyphus dumicola, 544 nucleotides long. Its product is annotated as CUGBP Elav-like family member 4. Lineage: Eukaryota; Metazoa; Arthropoda; Arachnida; Araneae; Eresidae. Gene Ontology annotation, molecular function: RNA binding. The record is from RefSeq and is a predicted model, not a curated record.
CGGGUUGUCUGACCAACAUGGCUACUUUGCAGAAUGGGGUGGCGGAACACAAACACCCGGCGAGUUGCAGCCCCAACUGCGGUCCGGCAAAAGAGCAGGACGCAAUAAAGCUAUUUAUUGGUCAAAUUCCACGCAAUCUUGACGAAAAGGAUCUAAGACCUUUGUUCGAACAGUUCGGCAGAAUCUACGAGCUGACGGUCUUGAAGGACAAGUACACGGGCAUGCAUAAAGGGUGUGCCUUUCUCACCUAUUGUGCCAGAGACAGCGCCCUGAAGGCCCAGUCCGCCCUACACGAGCAGAAGACUCUUCCCGGGGUGAGUGCAGAAAUUAUGUUUAACCAAAAAAAGCACCAAUUGUUGGUUGAUGGCCACAAAAAGACUUUUUUAUCAACCAAAAAAAAUUCUUCAGAUUUUUUUUCUUCAGAUGCUACUGCUGCUUCAAUGAAACGGAGAACUGCGAUAAAUGUUUUAGCUUGUUUUCUUAGUUUCCUUUUUUUAUUUUACUUUUACGUUAAGAAGUAAAGGAUGAAUUUAAAGUGAGUCAA